Lolium perenne is the source of this 1718-nucleotide messenger RNA. Its product is annotated as putative transferase At4g12130, mitochondrial. Gene Ontology annotation, cellular component: mitochondrial matrix. NCBI's taxonomy places the organism in Eukaryota, Viridiplantae, Streptophyta, Magnoliopsida, Poales, Poaceae. Gene Ontology annotation, molecular function: protein binding. Gene Ontology annotation, biological process: iron-sulfur cluster assembly. The record is from RefSeq and is a predicted model, not a curated record.
GUCGCCUACACACGUCUAGGCGAGUCGUGUGCACACGCACCGGCCACGUCUCUCCCCACGCGUCCCUCCACCGCCGCCGCCGCCGCCGCUUCCACCAUUCUCCGAACUCAGAUUUGGCCCCAAAUCCCCUGCGAAACACCCCAGUUUUUGCCCCAGAACCCCACCCAAACCACACGCCAGCUCUUCUUCCGUCGCAAGCCAUGCUGCUGCCGCUCGCCCGCCGCCUGCUGCUACGCGCUCCACCCCGCCGCCGGCUCCUCCACACGAGCCCGCCGACGGACCCGGGCACCCUCGCCUGCCGCCUGGCCUCCCGCGCCGUGGUCCGCUUCCGGGGCCCGGAGGCGGCGCGCUUCCUCAACUCGCUCCUCACCAACGACCUCCGAGCCCGCGCGCCCUCCUCCGAGCCGCCCCGCUACGCGCCCACGCCCAACGUGCCCGCGCGCGCGCCGCGCCCCGUCUACGCCGCGCUGCUCACGCCCCAGGGCCGCUUCCUCUACGACCUCCUCCUCUACCGCCCCGCCCCGCGGUCCCAGAUGCUCGACCGCACCGGCUCCGCGCCCGAGACCGGGGAGAGGCCCGGUGGGGCCGACGAGGAGGAGCGGGAGGUGCUCGCCGACGUCGACGCCGCCGAGGUCGACGACCUCCUCGCCUGCUUCAAGAGAUAUCGGCUUAGGAGCAAGGUUGAGAUAGAUAAUGUGAGUGAGGAGUUCUUGUGCUGGCAAAGAUUUGGAACCGACGUGGCACAUGCUGAGCCUUCCACUCAGGAACCUGAGGCUCAAUCCAUUGGCUGGGGACAAGGUACUGACCAUGCUGCCGAGUCAUCUGCACAGGGGAACGGUCAUGGUUGGCAGUGGCUCAAAGAUCCCCGGCUCGAUAUUCUUGGAUAUAGAGGAAUCUUUCCAGCUGAUACAAUACCACCACUUGUUGAGGCUGACAAAGAAGCAGAUGAGCGCCAUUAUUUACUCUGGCGCAUAGAGAAUGGGGUUGCAGAGGGCUCAACUGAGAUACCGAAAGGCGAAGCAAUUCCACUCGAGUACAACUUCGCAGGCCUGAAUGCUAUUUCAUUCGAAAAGGGCUGCUAUAUUGGCCAGGAGCUUAUUGCACGGACGCACCACCGUGGUGUCAUUAGAAAGCGCCUGAUACCCUUGAAGUUUGUAGAUGAAAACGACAAAGAAGUCGAGCAGGCUGUUGCUCCAGGCUCUGAUGUCGUGGACGAGGUUUCUGGUAAGAAAGUCGGUACAGUAAGCACCGCUCUCGGCAGCCGUGGAAUGGGCCUGUUGCGCCUAGAUGAAGCACUGAAGCAAAAUUCAUCCCUUGCCAUCAGCGAAAAUAGGGAUGUAAGGGUGAGGGCGAUUAAACCAGACUGGUGGCCGGUUGAGUGGACACAGGGAGUAGAACAACAGAGCGCAGCCGCUUGAUCCCUCAAGUUCCAGUUCCUUCUCCAAAAUUGCCAGUAAUGCUUCUUUGGAUUUUAUAGAGGCAUAAUUGGACAGGUUUGGUCGACACUUUCAGAGAGGCCCUGUUGGGAAGUAGUUUUAGACAGUUUAACAAAGAUUACGUGGCUAGCUGGCCGUGUUCUGUGGUGUAUCAGUUGCUGGACUGAUUACUUCUCCACUACCUUCACCUAGCUGUAUCAGUGAUAGAUCCUGAAUAAAGGACUGUGUACAAAUAGUUUGUCCAAACAGCAAUCAAAUAAGUUCUCCUGUUCAGCGUUUUCA